This is a messenger RNA of Theobroma cacao (cacao), 3056 nucleotides long. Its product is annotated as cysteine-rich receptor-like protein kinase 10. The record is from RefSeq and is a predicted model, not a curated record. Gene Ontology annotation, biological process: protein phosphorylation; carbohydrate metabolic process. Gene Ontology annotation, molecular function: protein serine/threonine kinase activity; ATP binding. Gene Ontology annotation, cellular component: plasma membrane. NCBI's taxonomy places the organism in Eukaryota, Viridiplantae, Streptophyta, Magnoliopsida, Malvales, Malvaceae.
AACUUCGCCAAGUCCAAGUAGCUGAGCAUGAUGCUUCAAAUGAAAAGGAAAAAUGCACCGGAAAUGACGCUGGUGUUUGCUUUGACUUCUGCCUCUAUCCCACCUAACCAACCCUCUGUGCUGAAAUAUCUUGGUAAGUUGCUAUGCACUACACGGAAGCGGAUGUGGAUGUGACCUCCUUUGACUUGUUCGGUGUAUGGUUUUCUAAGUCAUCCAAGCAAAACUAGUCUUACAGCUGAGCAAAAAAAACUAGUUACAAUGAGACUUUUCUAAAGUUGAGAGAGUUUUGAUUCCAAGCUGAUAUUUGCUUCCAAUGCCUUUUGUUUCAUAUACGCACGCCUUGUUACUUGGUAGCAUUAUUUUGUUUCAAGCUUUUAUUUCAAGUAUAUCUAGAACAUCUAGUAGCAAGGAUCAACCAGGUCAUCGCCAUGGUUUACAAAAUUAUAAUUGUUCUUUUAUACAUUUUUCUCUGUCUAGUGUUGCAUCCUACGAAAGCACAGACCUGGAUCAAAGCUGGUUACUUGCUUGGCGGUGAAUUCCCCCUUGCUGACAUAAACACAGAUCUCUAUACUCACCUUAUUUGUGCCUUUGCUGAUCUAAACUCCUCCUCUUACCAGCUUUCCAUUUCCUCGGCUAAUGAACAAUACUUUUCUGAUUUCACAAACACUGUCAAGCAGAAAAACCCAUCAAUCACCACGCUUCUAUCCGUCGGCGGUGGAAAUGCAGACUUUUCUUCAAUGGUAAGCAAUUCUUCCCACAGGAAAUCUUUCAUUGAUUCCUCAAUAAAAGUAGCUAGGCUUUUUGACUUCCAGGGCCUAGACUUUAGCUGGGUUUCAGUUGAGACAAGCUCUGAUAUUAGCAAUAUGGCUACUCUCUAUGAAGAAUGGAGAGCUGCAAUAGAUUCAGAGACAAGAAACCUUAGCCAGUCUCAGUUGAUCUUGACUGCGUCAGUUCCAUACUCACCAAAUAUAUCAGAGUCGCUUAGUUUUCCAGUAGACUCAAUGAAGGAAAACUUGAAUUGGGUACAUGUUAUGGCUUAUGACUACCAUACUCCUUUUCGGGAUAGGCUCACCGGAGCUCAUGCAGCUUUAUAUGAUCCUGAUAGUAAUGCAGACACAGAUUAUGGUAUUGGGGAGUGGAUUAAUAGUGGACUUCCAGCCACCAAAAUGGUGCUGAGUUUGCCUUUCUAUGGCUACGCGUGGACGCUGGCAAAUCCUGUAAAUAAUGCUAUUGGUGCUAGAGCAAAUGGGCCAGCUAAUAGGACCGCUAAUGGGCCAUCUGAGACAAAGGAUGGAGACGUGAGCUAUAAAGACAUUAGGAAAUACAUUCAGGAACAUGGUGCAAACACAGAAUACAAUGCGACUUACGUGGUGAAUUACUGCACGGUCGGGGCAACCUGGAUCUGUUUUGAUGAUGUUCAGGCUGUGAAGACCAAGGUUAAAUAUGCCAAGGAGAAGAAGCUUCUGGGUUAUGUUGUCUGGAGAGUUCCCAAUGAUGACAAUUGGGUGCUUUCCCAAGCUGCAAAUUCCAUUGGAAACCGAAGAAAGAACAGACUGCUGUUGAUUCUAGUUAUUUUGAUUCCAAUUGUUGCGGUCGUAGUUCUGCUUGGCGCUGUGAGUUAUUACUUUCGAACAACAAAGAGCAAGUCAAAAGGUAUGGUGCAAAAGCAAACAGCUAAAGAAUCAAAGUCCAAACCAAAAGAUACAGCAGCAAAUGGCGAUUUUAAUAGCGGUGUUCCUAAUCUGACAGUAUAUGCUUUCUCUGCUAUUGAGGUGGCUACGGAUGGAUUUUUAAAUGAAAACAAGCUUGGGGAGGGUGGAUAUGGUCCAGUGUACAAGGGCGUGCUGCCAGAUGGUCAAGAAAUAGCAGUGAAGAAACUUUCAAAAACGUCUAAUCAAGGGUUUGAAGAGUUCAAGAAUGAGGUUAUGCUUACAGCUAAGUUACAGCAUGUAAAUCUUGUUAGACUUUUGGGAUUCUGCAUGGAUAGAGAAGAACAUAUGUUGAUCUAUGAGUACUUGCCAAAUAAGAGCCUGGACUACUACCUUUAUGACCCGCUCAGAAAGUUUUUAUUGGACUGGAGAAAACGUGUUGAGAUCAUUGAAGGGGUUACUCAAGGGCUUUUGUAUCUUCAAGAAUACUCUAGAUUUACGAUUAUUCACAGAGACUUGAAAGCUAGCAACAUCUUGCUGGACGCUGGCAUGAAGCCUAAGAUAUCAGAUUUUGGCAUGGCAAGAAUCUUCGCAAAAGAUGGACUUGAAGCAAACACAAGUCGUAUUGUUGGGACUUAUGGUUAUGUUCCUCCCGAAUAUGUGAGAGAAGGUUUAUACUCCCUCAAAUCUGAUGUGUAUGCUUUUGGGGUUUUACUUUUGCAAAUUAUAGGUGGAAAGAGAAAUGCCUGUGAAUAUGGGGUGGAUAAAAGCUUAAGUCUGCUAGAUUUUGCAUACUUCCUAUGGAUGGAAGGCAAAGGCUUGGAAUUCAUGGAUCCCUCGUUGGAUGACAGAACCUCAGCCUGCAAACUCGUGAGAUGCAUGCAAAUAGCUCUGUUGUGUGUCCAGGAAAAUGCAAAUGACAGACCUACCAUGUUGGAUGUCUCUUCAAUGCUGAGAAAUGAAACCGCUCAAAUGGCGGCCCCAAAGAGGCCUGCUUUCUCUACGAAAAGCAAUGAAGAUGAGGAAAAGAGACCUGAAUUGCAGGUAGCAAUAUGUUCAGUUGAUGAUUCUACAAUUUCAGAAGUGGUUGCUCGGUGAGAGUUUAGGCUUGCAAGACAAAAUUCUUUAAUAGCAUUUGUUCCAGUCACUAGUUUUCUCCUUAGAGGACCACGGUUUACACACUGCAGAAUAUAGAUGCCUUGUUCUCUAAGCUUUGCCUAGAAAUCUGUUAGGCUCUAGGUGGUUGAAUAACACCAUUAGAAUUUUAAAGCAAAGAAUUUGGGUUCAAAUUAAUAAUGAAAUUGUAUUGGUCAAAGUUUUUUCGCUAGUAAAUUAAAAGAAUGUUUAAUUUUCUUGUACUGAUACAAGAAGAAUAUUGUUGAAUUUUAAAACGAAUAUUUAAGUUAA